AUGGCUUUCCAGAACUCAGCAAAUAGUUCAGAACUUGCAACCAUGGUUAAUUUUGCGACCGCAACUAAUUUCAUGACUUCACUGCCUGGUUAUCCAUGUAAGAUCAUCGACCAGUUCCCUAGAGGAUCAAGUAAUCUUGACCAUGCCUUCGCUGCUGCAAGCUUAUACUACAACUAUCCGGGAUCAGGAAAAUGCUUUGAGCUUGAACACCCAACUUAA
Eruca vesicaria subsp. sativa (arugula) is the source of this 219-nucleotide messenger RNA. The record is from the annotation of a GenBank genome assembly. Lineage: Eukaryota; Viridiplantae; Streptophyta; Magnoliopsida; Brassicales; Brassicaceae.